Molecule: messenger RNA, 2734 nt
Organism: Megalops cyprinoides (Indo-Pacific tarpon)
Lineage: Eukaryota; Metazoa; Chordata; Actinopteri; Elopiformes; Megalopidae
Gene: plekho2
Product: pleckstrin homology domain containing, family O member 2
Exons: 6
Coding region: 442-2655 (737 amino acids)
Biological process (GO): macrophage apoptotic process
Source: RefSeq, a predicted model, not a curated record
UCAGCGACUUGUACUCACAGCAUCAAAUAAAGUUGCGAAGGACUUAUUGGUGUAGUGUUCCGUGUACUUUAUUCAAGGCGGUCUACCGAGAGCAACAAAUGUUUUUUUGAAUUCCUGCCACCCGUCCAUCAUUGCGGCAAGUUGACCUCGAAGAUUCACUUCCAUCUAAACGAUAGUUGUCUGCUUGCGGAGGCUUACUGGGACUUACCGGAAACCAAACUUUAGAAAAAAUUGUUUCGUAGCACUGAGUCAAAAGAGGAAAAAGGAGACAAGAAACACCAGGGUUGAAACUUUUGCAGUUCCUAUUUUGCCCAUCCUCGCGUCAUGGUGGAUAUAAGAAAGUGGACGGCUGAGAGAAGAAAACUAUUUUUAUGUUGUAAAAGAUAAAUUCGUCAUCGCGUGUUUUCGUACAGACAUAACGGAUCUUAGUUUUUUCUUAUCAUGGAAGAUGGUGUGAAAGGGGACACAGCCAAGCCCAAAGAGGCCAAGUGCACAGGCAAAGCAGGCUGGGUAAAAAAAUCCUCUGGGAAGUUUCUGGGAACCUAUAAGGACCGUUUCAUCCAGCUGGAGAAGACUGAGAUAGUGGUCUAUGAGAAUGAGGAUUUACAGAACUGCUUAGAACGAGUGGACCUGGAGAACUAUGAGAAGUGCCACGAAUUACGGAGCGCGUUCAAGAAGAAGAACAGGCUGGUUCUUAUACGAUCACCCAAGUGUGGGAAUAAGGUUCAUGACAUCAAGAUUCAGGCUCAAAAUCCCGAAGAGAAGGAGGCUUGGAUUAAAGCUAUCAGUGAUGGUAUCAGCAGAGCCAAAAACAAAAUCUUUGAUGAGGUGAAGGUAGAUGCAAGUUGUUCUUUGGAGCAUGUGACACGCUCAAGACCUAAGGGGAACCAAGGACGCAGACCGCCGACAAGGAUACAUAUGAAGGAGAUUGCUAAUGUGUCAUCAGAUGGGAUUUUGAGGCUGGAUCUUGAUGCUGUUGACCAAACACCCAAUGGUACCCAUCAGGUCAAUGCUGAAGAGGAUGCCCCUAAAGAAGUUAUCAAGCCCCCAAUGCCACCAUCAAAACUUAAUGAGAGCCUACAGGAAACACCUGAGGAGGAGCUCACCCCUGCAAAAAAGGUUCUGAAGCCCCCCAUGCCCCCUUCAAAGGGUAACAAACCUAAUGUCCCAGCUGAGGGGGACAAACCCAAGGAGGCCUCUCAAGAGACAGAACCCACAACCCCUCCAACGCCUCCCAACAAACCUAAGGACUCUUCAGAAGAGUCUGACGGCACCCAUGUCACUCCAUCACCUUCAGAAUCUCCACCUCCACCUUGCAAAGAUCCCAUCAAGCCUCCAGCACCUCCGUCUAAAGACAAGAAGCCCACUCAGUCAACAGAAGAAGGGACUCCAAAGUCUCCUGUCAACACUGAAGGCAGCGAGGAAGAUAAACUUGAGAAAACACCACCUGACACCCAGCCAAGAAACACCUCAGAGGAAACAGUGAGCGAGGGUGAUUCCAUUCCCUCUGCUCCUGAGGCAGAAGCAAAGACAGGCUCCGCUAUGCCUGAGGAAUCUGUUGAAAUUGUCACUGAUCAGGAGGUGUCUGGCCCAGCAGAAACUGAUCCUAAAGUGCAAGAUACUGGUUCCAACAGCAAUGAGGUGGUGGCUGAAGAUCACCCAGCAGCUGCCAAGGAACCAUGUGCAGAGACUCUGAAGUCUUCUGUGCAUUGGAUGAAUUCUAUGGAACCAUCUCCGGAACUAAGCAAAAAGAGCCCUGGCCCACCCACGCCUCUGAAGAAGAAGCCACUGAAGCCGGCGGCUGUUGGUGAUGCGGCGUGCAAUUUUAAGGAGGGGUCAGUCGAUGUUGCUGCCUCUCUGGAAACGAAGAGUGCAAAUGGAAAUCCUGAAAGAGUUCCUGAUAUAACAGACCUUGCUCCAGGUGGUCAAGAUCUGUCCAAACCUGAAGAAGACGAAGCACCGCCUCCUAAACCCGAGAAUGAGGGUGUAGCAGAGGUUCUGUCUUCUGGUGGGACAGAGAAUCUGGUGUCACCUGAGAGAAUGAAACAGGAAGAGCAGAAGUCCAGUGAUGGUGGCCAACAUGCUCAUGAGGAAACCAAGGAUGAUGAGACCACGAAAGUCUCUGCUCUGAACAGCAGCCAGGUGCGGUUAAACAAGGAUGAUGGCACCGCCGAAAAGCAAACCACAGAUGGCGAGGCAACACAAAAAGAGAAACCUGUGCAGGGUGCAACCAGGCAAGCGAAGCUUCUGAAGCAGGCAGGGAAUAAACGAAGCGUGCAGCCUGCCACCCCUCCCCUGCCCCUCAAGCUGUCUUCGAAGGGGAAAUCCGCCUCUCUGGGAGACCUGCUGUCGGAGCCGACGCCGCCGAGGAGCCCGCAGCCCAUUGAGGAACUCCCCAGAUCGCCACCAGGCGAUGACGCCAGCGAGCUACAGAGCAAAGUGGCCCUGGAGCUGGACAACACCGUGGAGCUCCUCGACACAGUGUCCUCCGGACUGAAGGCGCAGGAAGGGGGAGAGCAGGGGAAUCUGUCACCUGAGGAGCUGCUGAUGAAGGCCGUGGAAAAGCUCAAGAAGGCCGACCAGUUCUUGCGAGAGGCCAGAAGUCUCAAAGAGGCCGGAAACACAGAGAAGAAGAGCAAGAGAGUGAGCUGGUGAACGCAGAUGCAAAUGAAAUGAGGCAGGGGAAUUAACGGGCCACUAAUGAGUUACAUAACAGGAGCUUGUUUUUCCAAUG